Messenger RNA from Dovyalis caffra, 2064 nucleotides. The record is from the annotation of a GenBank genome assembly. Lineage: Eukaryota; Viridiplantae; Streptophyta; Magnoliopsida; Malpighiales; Salicaceae.
AUGGAUGCACUGUCUCGGAGUUUGAAGAAACUGUGGAAUGAAUGGGAGCUGCAGACAAUGGUUUUGCUUAGCCUCACUCUCCAAAUACUACUUAUCCUUCUCGGUAAUCGUCGGAAGUAUAUUAACAAAAUUUGGAUCACAAUUGUUGUAUGGCCCGCUUACUUACUGGCAGAUUUUAUAGCAACUAGUGCACUUGGUCUCCUCACAAAUCGAUUCGUUUAUCAUUCUGGACCUUUGGAUGCAAAACUCCAGCUGACAGCGUUGUGGGCGCCAUUUCUGUUACUGCACUUGGGUGGACCUGACACAAUCACGGCCUAUUCUAUGGAGGACAACCAGUUAUGGUCGAGGCACUUGCUUGAAUUGGCUGCCCAGACAGGAUUUGCAUUUUACAUCCUUUUCGCAGGGUGGACAGGGUCCCGUCUUUCAUUUCUAACAAUUCCAAUGAUGUUGGCAGGGCUUAUCAAGUAUGGAGAAAGAACAUGGGUUUUGUAUUCUGCAAGCUACGAGCGUCGUAAAGCAUUAAUAUCCUCUCAUCAUAUUAAGUUGCAAUCUUAUUCUGAUGUUCAAGCCAAUUCUAAUAUUUCUGAUGCCAAAUUACUUCAAGUCGCCUAUGGGAUGUUCAAUAUUAUGGCUAAGCACCUCUUUGCAGGUGUUGCAAUAGCUGCAACAGAACCGUCCAGUUUGGCUAACCAACAAGAAAUGACUUUCAAUCUCUUGGAGAAAAUAGGUCCUGAAGAUGCUUUUAAGGUAAUUGAAGUGCAGCUUGGAUUUAUGUAUGACAUUCUCUAUACAAAGGCACUUGUCACCUACACCCCCUAUGGCAUUGGCUUGCGGUUCUUAAGUUUCCUUCUCACCAGCUUUGUGCUGGUGUCAUUUUCUUUGGCACCACAAAACACACAUAAGUACUCAAAUGUCGAUCUUUGCAUAACCUUUUUAUUACUUGCUGUGGCAAUUGUUUUAGAGCUUUACGCAGCACUUUCAUUGCUAUUGUCAGACCGCACUCUUGUCUGGUUGAGAAAACGUAACUUAGUUAACAUCUUACCAGCCAUUGCUUCUCUCCCACUACUUAGAAAUCCUAGAUGGUCGAAUUCCAUGGGUCAAUACGAUAUUGUAAUCUACUUCCGCAAUGAAAAACCCAUGGAUUUCCGUCGAAUCCUAAGCCUUUUAAAACUUAACCCAGAGCUAGAAAAACAACGAUAUGCAGCUUAUUGUCAAGUCCCGAAGGAUUUGAAAAAAUGGUUAGUCAUGCAUUCCAAGAAAUUUAGGGGAGUUUUGCAAGAUCUGAAAGGUUCGACAAUCGACAGGUUUGUGAGAGCAGUUAUAAUAUUAGAAGAUUUGAAUUACGACGACGAUACCGUUUGGUUUUUAAGCAGUGUGAUAGAAUUUCGGCAAACAAUCAUUGUUUGGCACAUUGCUACAGAAAUCUGCUAUCACCUAGAUCAUGGCUAUUUCCCCAAAGGAAAAAAAGAAAUCAGACGAGCCAUGGAUGAGAAUGAUAACGUCGUUUUAAAUUGGAAGAUGAGCAAGCACGUCUCCAGAUAUAUGAUGUAUCUCCUGGCCAUUUCACCUGAAACGUUGCCAGCAAGUGGGACAAUGGGUCAGAUCAACUUUAAACUCACUUGUGAGGAGGGCAGGAAAGCUAUGGAAUCAUUUAAACCACAAGCAGAUGAUCAAGUCGGCACCCCCAAAGAAAGGAAAAGCAAGAUUAAAAUCGAGGCUUCCAAAUGGUUGUUUGAUGGGCAAAAAGAUUCAAUUACCGAAGAACGAAAUGAAAUGGAGAAAAAACUGAAUGGAUCUCUUUUAUCAUUGGGGUGCGCCCUUGCCAAGCGUCUGGUAAAGAAGCAGGAAGAGGAUGAAGAGCCGCAGUCUAUGGAUACAAAAUGGGAAGUAAUCGCCAGAUUCUGGUUCGAAAUUCUACUCCAUGCUGGACAAAAAUGCAGAAGAAAUCAGCAUGCACAGCAACUCAGACAAGGUGGAGAGUUUCUCACUCAUUUCUGGCUUUUCUAUGAGGAGUUCGCGUAUCUUGAUGAACUGUCAACCACAAAUUCGAGUAGCGAUGUUUAG